AUGAAAUACGGCGAACAGCUCGAGCAGGAAUCUGUCCCAGAAUGGAGUCUACAUAACGUCGACUACAAUUCCCUAAAACACGAAAUCAAGGUACACACGUCACGCGACCAGGCUACCGCUAUCGCCAUCCCGGGCCACCAAGAUGCCUCCCUCAAGCGGUUCGAGGACAACCUCUACAACGAGCUGUGCCAGCAGCACGACCGAGUCGACCUUUUCGUGACGAGCAAAGCGGACGAGAUUACGAGACGGAUGCAACAUGUCUCCGACCAGGUGCAGAAGCUCGUGGUCAAAUGCGCCGAGGAUGGUGGCCAAGUUUCCCUGAAGCGACACCGCCGAUUCGCCAAGUACGAAAGGGACCUGCUGCGCUGCGGCGAGGACAUCCUCGCUCUUGCCCGCUUUAUCAAUGCCCAGAUUGUCGCCUUCCGCAAGAUCACAAAGAAGUACAAGAAAUGGACAGGGUCACCCACGCUCGGCGCGCGGUUUCGCGAAAACGUUCUGGCCAACCCCAAGAGUUUCACCCGCCGAGACUUCAACCAACUUCAAACCCGUUACGAAGAACUUCUCAACACUCUGCGCACUUCUACUCCUCAGUUGAGCGAGCCUAGUUCGCCUUCCUCUGACGGAAAGCCUAACAUGUCCCGUAGAGGGUCUGCUAACGAUUUCUUUUCGCCGCUGCCUCCCGCGCGGCAACCGCCCCGUCAACCUGUCCAGCCGCAACAGCACUACUGGAACGAGUAUGAUGAUGGCAGUGAAGGCGGAGGACCCGAGGACGAGUACGCUAUCUACAUCAACCCCGACGACGACAUAAGCUUCCCCGGUUUGGACUCGAUGCGCGCGAUCCUCUCAGCACCCUUCCGCCACGCUAGGACGUGGUUCUCGAAGCGGGACACGCCCGAAGGACAACGUCUGCUCGGAAACGGUCCUCUGUUGGAGAGUUAUGGCGGCAUCUCGCCGCUCGGCACGGACACGGACGACGACUAUGCAAGCUCCGACGGCAUCCCAGCAUCAGGGUAUGCUGCUCAUUACGCCGCAUUGCCGAGCAUCAACGAGCAACAUGUGAGGCUGUACCGCGAGCGCGUCCUGUUCUGGAGCACCAUCGGCUGCUUCUUCAUGUCCUUUCUCCUUUUACUCGUCGCUGGCAUCCUUAUCACGACCGGUCGUCACAAGAUGCGCGUCGAGGUCGACGCCGGUGUGACGGUCGGCGUUGUCGCCUCUCUAUUCAGCGCCUGUAUCGCCCUGGGCAUGACAAUCUACCGCCGCGACCCUAUUGGCAUGUGGCAGCGCGUGGCAGUCUACAGCAGCUUCAUCGCUGCCUGCGUGCUCAACGGCAUGCUCCUAAUCUUGGUGGUGGGGAACGCGGCAUAA
Molecule: messenger RNA, 1365 nt
Organism: Colletotrichum siamense
Lineage: Eukaryota; Fungi; Ascomycota; Sordariomycetes; Glomerellales; Glomerellaceae
Exons: 4
Coding region: 1-1365 (454 amino acids)
Biological process (GO): polyphosphate metabolic process; vacuolar transport; microautophagy
Cellular component (GO): vacuolar transporter chaperone complex; fungal-type vacuole membrane
Source: RefSeq, a predicted model, not a curated record